AUGAAACAGAGACAGGACACGCAGGGAAGCACCCUGGCGUCCGUUAGUCAGCCUGACACGGGGCUCACCCCAGCCUCACAACACCUGGGAAUACUGACAUCCUCCCCUUUGGAAGAGGAAACUGAGGCCCAGGAGGCUCUGGCCAGACUGGGAUGGUGCUCCGGCCUCCAAGAACUGGUAGUGUGCCCACAGGACGGGGAUCCCUGGUCUCUGGCAGCGGGCCGGCAGCUGCCGCCCUUACAGGACAGGAGACGGGAGCAGGAAGGGGGUAUCCAGGAGGGGGCGGGAGAGGGGUCUCGUGGCGAAGGUGGAGGAACAGACGAUGCUGGCAUCCCCACGGAAUUUCCCCGCCGGGAAGAUUGUGGCGGAGGCGUGGGCUCCCCAGAACUGCGGGAGGUCAGCGAGCUACCUGGGGGGCGGGAGGGGGAGUCUCUUGCUGGCCCCUCCCUGGGCCUGCCCGGAGCGGCGGAGCCGGGGGGCCGAAGCCCGGGUCAGACUCCCGCGCCAAGGGCGCCUGCCCCACCUCAGCCGCGGCGCAGGGGUCCCGGGCCCUGCUCCGGGGAGAGCACAUUUUGCAGGGGUUGCAGAGAGCAGCGUGACCUGCCGCCUGCCCCUCCAGAGGAGCGUCGCGGUCGGUCCCUGAUCCCGCGCCUCGGUGCUUCAGUGUCUGGAAACAGGGAGCACCUGGGCGCACACCGCACCCCGCCACCCCCGCCCACUUUUCAGACGGGCACCUCGCCGGCCAAGGGCUGCGGCUUGGCCAAGGUCGCCGGGAAAGCGAGACCUCGGCGGCCCGCCCCACCCCCGAGCCCAGUCCCCGGCCCCCGGCGCGUCGCACUUACCAUGCUGGCGCCGCUCCGCGCCCCUCGCGCGCUACGGUUCCCUCGCAAGGAUUCGAACCCUCCCUCCAGCCACCGGCUCCGGGCGAGACUGCGAGGCGGCUCGGAGCGGCCGGGCGGCGGACGCCGGGGAAAACGCGGCCGGGCGGGCGGGCGGGCGGGCGCCGGAGCCGGAUUGGGACCGGCCGGGCCCCCGGAUGUGGGGGGCGGGGACGGGGGGCAACCCCCGCCCAGCGCGAGCCAACCUGAGCCCCGCCCGGACUCGCCGCGCCAGCCCCGCCGCGGCCCGCCGAGGCGCCCCGCGCCCGAGCCGCCCGAGCUCCGCUGCCGGCUGCGCCCCGCGCCGCCGCCGCCCCCUGCGCGCCGCGCUGAUCCCCGAAGGGUCGGCAGCCCCCCCGGCGCCGCCGACGUGCCCGGAGGGCGCCCUGCCCGCCCCGCUCCUCCUCCUCCUGGCCUCGCCCGCCCCUCUCGGUUUCCAGAACUCGGCAGCUCCCGGAGAGGCGCGUUCCGUCCAUCACCUCCCAGAUCCUCGCCGCCUCCUCUUAGGUAA
Callorhinus ursinus (northern fur seal) is the source of this 1389-nucleotide messenger RNA. The record is from RefSeq and is a predicted model, not a curated record. NCBI's taxonomy places the organism in Eukaryota, Metazoa, Chordata, Mammalia, Carnivora, Otariidae.